Naegleria gruberi is the source of this 483-nucleotide messenger RNA. RefSeq lists its product as uncharacterized. Gene Ontology annotation, molecular function: coenzyme A diphosphatase activity. The record is from RefSeq and is a predicted model, not a curated record. The transcript has a single exon. Lineage: Eukaryota; Heterolobosea; Eutetramitea; Acrasida; Naegleriidae. Bases 1 to 483 code for a protein of 160 amino acids.
AUGCAAACAAUUCAAAGUUCGCCUGUAAAUCAUCACUCACAGGAGGAAAAUUGUGAAUUCAAUAAAAAUCAUGAUGAAAAUUUAACAGAUUGUGAAUUAUUAAACAAUAAUUUAUUAGAUUGUAUAUUAAAUACUUUUUCAAAUUAUAAAGCUCAAGUUAUUGAACAUUUAUAUUUUCGGAAUUUGUCAUUGAAAAGAUCGGCCGUUACUUUAAAUUUAACAAUUAUUCAUGGAAAAUUACAUAUUCUAUUUACUAAAAGACCAAUUAGAGAGGGUGAUAAAUGGUCUGGUCAAGUAUGCUUUCCAGGAGGUAAAUUUGAAAAGAAUGAAGAUAAAACACUUUUGGAUACGGCAAUUAGAGAAACAUUUGAGGAGAUUGGAGUUGAUUUGAGGGAUGGGAAUAAUUUUUUACUUGUUGGAAGAGUGGAUGAUCAUUUGGCUCAGGGAAAUAUGCCAGGUAGGUGCAGCAAAUUAGGAAUUUAA